CCCCACAGCCCCUCCCCUCCCUGCGUCUCCCACUCCGCGGAGCGAGCGAGGGUUGGGUGAGUAUCGAUCUGUGCGGACCGCAUGGAAGAGGGAAUCUGGGAGUGAGGCUCGGUCCGUUAGGUGGGAGCAGAGAGAGGCAGAAUACUGGGCUCGACGCCUCCACCGGGAUUCGAACCUACACUACCACAACCACCAGCACCACCAGCACCACCACCACCAUGUCUCCAAUCGAGGAGGCUGCCAAACUGACGGAGAACGCCUAUAAGACGAUCAUGGAGCAAUACAAUCCGUGCUUGAGAAAUUUCGUGGCCAUGGGCAAGUGCUACGAGAAGGCCCUGUCAGGAGUCACCCACGCUGCCAAGGGAUACUUCGACGCACUGGUCAAGCUGGGAGAGAUCGCGAGCGAGAGCCAGGCGUCCAGGGAGCUCGGUGAUACAGUCUUCCAGAUGGCCGAGGUUCACCGGCAGAUUCAGAUCCAGAUGGAGGAAGCGAUCAAAUCUCUGCACAUGGAGCUGCUGUCACAGCUGGAGCAGAAGUUGGAUCAGGAUGUCAAGUACGUGAGUCUGACGCUCAAGCGGUUCCAGGUGGAGCACCGCGCGCACUCCGACGGCGUGGAGAAGGUGAGGGCCGAACUGAAGCGCGUGAGCAAGAAGAGCAGCAAGAACCCGGGAAAGUAUCGAGAAAGGGAGUCAAAGGUGCUGAGCCACAUGCAGAUGCGCCAUGGGGAGCUGCAGCAGUUCGUGAGCGACGGCUACCGCAACGCGCUGGUGGAGGAGCGCCGUCGCUACUGCUUCCUCGUGGACCGCCAGUGCGCCGUCACGCAGGUGUUCGCCCAGUAUCACGGCAAGUCCAAGGAGCUGAUGACCCACAAGAUGGCCUCGUGGCAGACCUGCUGCCUGAGCGCCUCCACGCUGCCCCCCCGCGUCUCCGUGCUGAUGCAGAAGCUGGAGGGCCCUCCGGCCGACGGCCCCGGGGAGACGGACGACCCCCGCGCGGCCUCCUCGUCCGCGACGAGUCCGGGGGGGUGGCGGUGGGGAGGCCCCCCCGCCGGGGCCACCGCCCCCGUUCAUCUCGGCCCCCGUGCCCAUCGAGGCGGCGCUGCCCGUGCCGCCAGAGUUGGCGCCCUUCGUCACUGGCGCGCGGAGGCCCGAGCCGCGGCCCGCGAUGCGCCGCGAGCUCCCGGCGGUGCCCAACGGCGGCAUCCCGGCGGCCGUGACGGCGCACGCCAGGGGGGGCUCCAUCGGGGGGGGCUCCCUCGGGGGGGGCUCGAGCAGCGGCUCCGCCGGCUCCGUCGAGGAGGAGGUGGGGGUCCCGGGCAGGGGCCGCGCCGGGACCGGGGACCGGCGGGCACCUCCGAGGGCGACGACCAAUCAGGGGGGGCCCCAGCAGCAGGGGCCCGACCUGCAGUACCGCACGCUGCCCGCCAAGCGCACGCCCACCGGCAGCAUCGGCAGCGCCGCCGGCGGCGGCGGCGGCGGCGUCGGCAGAACAGGCGAGAGCGGGCAAAGUGCCUCUCCUCCGUCGCCCAUCCUGUCCCUAAUCUCCGUCGCUCAUUCCCUCGCUCUUCUCUGCUGCGUGCGAUCCCCUCCGACCGGUUGCUUCGUGCGGUGUGUGGGGGGUCGGUGGACCGCGCAGGGAGCGCCGUGGCGGCCGGCGGGCCACAGCUGGCACGGUCCAGCUCGGCGUCGGCGGGCCUGGACUCAGUGGGGGACGGCGGCGGCGGCGGCGGCGGCGGCGCCGUGGGGAUGCAGGUGGAGGCUCUGUUCCAGCACGUGGCCGGCGCGCAGGAGGGCACGCUGCUGAGCUUCGACGUGGGCGACGUGAUCACGAUGCUGGCGCCGCAGCCGCAGGACGGCUGGCAGUACGGGGAGAACGUGCACACGGGCAGGCGCGGCUGGUUCCCCGUGACGUACACGCGCCCGCUGGAUGCGGAUGACGACGCCCACUCCAGCCACGGGGAGCCUGACACCCUGAGCAGCGCCGGCAGCUACCACGAGGGCGGGGAGCUUCCUCUGCCCUCCACCGAUUACUUUGCCGCCUCGCCCUACGACCCGGAAUCCAAGGAGGAGGAUUCAAGCGACUCUGCCUUGAGGGAAAAUCCUUUCUACAGCAUUCAUCUCAAAGCAACGGUCACGAAUGAUCGUUCAGCACCACACAUGUGACCGGGUGGCCGGCUGCGUUUCCUACGAACACAACAAGACUAGUACACACAGCCAUGUGCAUCGUUUAAACACACAAAGACAAAGAUCCCCCGGUUAGCCUUGACAGACUGUUGGGGCAAGUACCGUUCGCGUGAAUACACAAAGAUCCUCCGUAUAGCCUUAACAUACUGUUGAGCCAAGUGCCGUUAGC
Molecule: messenger RNA, 2352 nt
Organism: Petromyzon marinus (sea lamprey)
Lineage: Eukaryota; Metazoa; Chordata; Hyperoartia; Petromyzontiformes; Petromyzontidae
Source: RefSeq, a predicted model, not a curated record